Messenger RNA from Aspergillus uvarum CBS 121591, 1929 nucleotides. RefSeq names its product phosphotransferase family protein. NCBI's taxonomy places the organism in Eukaryota, Fungi, Ascomycota, Eurotiomycetes, Eurotiales, Aspergillaceae. The record is from RefSeq and is a predicted model, not a curated record. Bases 1 to 1656 code for a protein of 551 amino acids. The transcript has 5 exons. Gene Ontology annotation, cellular component: mitochondrion.
AUGCAUACAUCAAGAAAGUCCUCCGAAUGGGGCCAAUGUGUGAUUGAUAAGGAAAAUUGCGAUGCUGAAGAUCUUCAUAACUACUCGGCUCAGCGAUGGAUGUGGAACGAAGCCCAGCAGCUGCAAAGCAGGUAUCGCGCGUUUGACCUGGAUGCUUUGAUCCACGUUGCCGAGCAAGCCGCCGGCAACAAUGCCGUGUGCGCCAACAUCUCCAAACUCCCCGAAGGGAACUUCAACAAGGCAUUCCUUGUGACCAUGCGGAAUGGGUCGGAGCUCGUGGUCAAGAUCCCCAAUCCAAACGCAGGUCCUACUCAUUACACCACCGCAUCAGAAGUGGCAACGAUGCGAUAUGCAAGGGAGAACCUCCAAAUUCCGGUCCCCAAAGUCCUAAUGUAUUGCUCCCGGGCCGGCAAUAGUAAGCUAGGCGCCGAGUACAUCGUGAUGGAGAAGGCUCCCGGUGUUGAGCUGAGCCGCGUGUGGGACACUCUCAAGCCGCGUGACAAACUGUCUAUCGUUAAGCAAAUCGGUUCGAUCACUUCUCGAGUUUCUUCGGGAAGGUUUCCGUCUCACGGCUCGUUGUACCUUCGUGAGGACAUCGCAGAGUCCGAGACUAUCGCAUUUGAUAAUACCUUUGCGAUUGGUCCAACUACAGGCCGAGCAUGGUUUGACGAUGAAAGAGCGGAGGUCGACGUUCCUAGAGGCCCUUGGCCGUGUACGAAGGACACUAUUCAUGCCUUGGUUCAGCGAGAGCUAGCCUGCAUCUACCAACUCCCCAGCUUUCCUCGAGAUCACCAACAGGGAAUCUUCAACGGACCCGGUGGGUACCACCCCCGAAUGGAAACCAAAUUAUCCGUCCUGCAAGACUUCCUACGCAUACACCAACAUCUCCUUCCCAAGGACGAAGCCCUCAACAACGGCAUAAUCUGGCACAACGACCUUCAUCUGGACAACGUCUUUGUGAACCAGGACCAUCCCACCAAAAUCACCAGUAUCAUCGACUGGCAAGCGGUCCCUAUCUACCCGAUGUUCCUGAUCGCCCACCACCCAUCCCUCAUCGAGUAUGACGGUCCGAAGCCUGAGCGAUUUGUUCAGCCUCAGCUUCCGGAGGAUUUUCACGACCUGAACCCCGCCGACAAAAAGGCUGCUGGGGAGCUGUAUCUCGCUCAAACCCUCUGGCUUUACUACGAGACGCAGGUUUACAAGGAAGCGCCGGACUUGCUGCAUGCAUUCAAGUACCACGAGACUGUGCAGUCGGAUCUACUGGGUCUGGUUGGAUCGGUCUUCGACGAUGGGGAGUCACAUGUCCAGAAACUUCUUGCCACCGUGGCCACGGACGAGGUCUGGAAACAGCUUGUCGGGGUGGAUGGUCACGGAGAUCCGAGGGUGGCGUGUCCUCUGAGUUACACUGAGCGGGACUUGGGGAGGCAGGCUGAAGACUACGCCCGAUGGGAGAGAGACGUUGAGAGGAAAGCCCGAGUGAUCGAAGAAUUAGGGGUGUAUCCCGGGUGGAAUGGCGCUGUUCCGCCUGGUGACUAUGAGGAGAUGGCGAGAAGACUGGAAAUGGCCAAGAAGAGGUUUCUGGAUCGGGAAUCGAGGACCCCUGAGGAACGGAGCAUGUGGGAGAAAGCGUGGCCGUUCGAAGAUAAGGCUGAGUGAUGAGAGACUGUCUGACUGGAGAUGCCAGAACUUAAUAAACAGUACAAGCCCUUUUCUUAGCUACAGCACAGACAUAUAUCAAGAAACGCCAAGUUCGGAUUGUGCCGGAGCGCAUGUGGAGAUUUAGGCAAUUGUGAGUAUUACCACCUCGAGUAAUGAGAUGGAGAGUUUUGCCUUCCUAUCUGCUAUAGAACGCCUAGCGAGAAUGGUGUCGAACAUACAGUGGGUGGGUGAGGCUCAAUCAGUUGUUUUCCGAAGUCAACUCCUAGAUCC